AUGUAUUCGUGCGCGAAAAAAAAAACAACUGCAGCACCUGAGUUUCGCGUAUGGUCACCCACUACACUACUCGGUCAGGCUCUUACCAGCUUAACUACAGUUGAUCGGACGGGAAACGGUGCUUUCUGGUAG
Saccharomyces cerevisiae S288C is the source of this 132-nucleotide messenger RNA. RefSeq lists its product as uncharacterized. The coding region runs from base 1 to 132 and encodes 43 amino acids. The record is from RefSeq and is marked reviewed. The transcript has a single exon. Lineage: Eukaryota; Fungi; Ascomycota; Saccharomycetes; Saccharomycetales; Saccharomycetaceae.